Molecule: messenger RNA, 1380 nt
Organism: Phanerochaete carnosa HHB-10118-sp
Lineage: Eukaryota; Fungi; Basidiomycota; Agaricomycetes; Polyporales; Phanerochaetaceae
Exons: 12
Coding region: 1-1380 (459 amino acids)
Biological process (GO): autophagy; peptidyl-serine phosphorylation
Cellular component (GO): cytoplasm
Molecular function (GO): protein serine/threonine kinase activity; ATP binding
Source: RefSeq, a predicted model, not a curated record
AUGUCUAGCUUAGGCUCAGGCGCAAGUGGCCAAGUCUUUCGUGCAAUCAGUCGGAAAACAAGCAAGCAAGUUGCUAUCAAGGUCGUUGAGAAUCAAUUCGCAUACGGGCAUCUCGUGAACGACGGAAAAAACGAGUACGAACUUCUGAAAAAGGCGAAUCAUAAUAAUGUCGUGAAGCUGCGCGCCAUUUUCAGCAACAGACGAGCUGUAUAUAUUGUCAUGGACUUAGCGAUAUGCGACGUGCAUAAGCUUAUUGGAAAUCACGAGCUUGCGGAGCUUGACGCGAAAGCCAUUGCGAGGCAAGCUUGUGAUGGGCUGCGGUACUUGCAUGACCUCAGAAUAAUACACAUAGAUGUAAAGCCCGGCAAUAUUUUGGUGUACUCCUUAAACCCGGCUCUCGUGAAAUUGACCGACUUUGGUCUGUCGCGGAUUGUCACAGGCGAUACCGCUCUACAGACACUUUGUAGUACUCCCGCUUUUGCUACACCUGAGGUCGUUCUUUGUGGCUACUCUUGGAGCGAGCACUACGACGAGAAAGUUGACGCAUUCUCUAUGGGCGUUACCAUCUUUAAUAUGAUCACUGCUCAGUUCCCUUGGAACGAUGUCUGCAUUCAGGUGGACCCUACGGGCGUCGGCCUUGAUCGCAGAGAACUCCGUUGGUGCGGAGAAUUAAGGGACUAUGCAAAGGACAUCAUUACUAGGCUUCUCGCGCGGUCUCCCAAGGAUCGUCUGGCCGCUGCUGAGGCUAUAUCGCACGACUGGUUUCAGGACGCCGACAGGCCUGUUCUCACAGAAAAGGCCGAAAUCAUUAAUCCGCUGGGUCUCCCGGCUAGUACACUUUGUAGUACUCCCGCUUUUGCUACACCUGAGGUCGUUCUUUGUGGCUACUCUUGGAGCGAGCACUACGACGAGAAAGUUGACGCAUUCUCUAUGGGCGUUACCAUCUUUAAUAUGAUCACUGCUCAGUUCCCUUGGAACGAUGUCUGCAUUCAGGUGGACCCUACGGGCGUCGGCCUUGAUCGCAGAGAACUCCGUUGGUGCGGAGAAUUAAGGGACUAUGCAAAGGACAUCAUUACUAGGCUUCUCGCGCGGUCUCCCAAGGAUCGUCUGGCCGCUGCUGAGGCUAUAUCGCACGACUGGUUUCAGGACGCCGACAGGCCUGUUCUCACAGAAAAGGCCGAAAUCAUUAAUCCGCUGGGUCUCCCGGCUAGUUUACUCUUAUCUCUGUUCACUCGAUUUUACGGUUCUGAUGCGUUGUUCGAUGUCCUCUCGCAUACAAUUAUGCAACAGAUGCCUGCCUCAGCCGCGUGUGUGCUACUCUGCAUGUUCCUCUGCAAGCACCCAGCAGUCCAGCCUACUCUCUCCUUAGAUAGGACUUAG